Molecule: messenger RNA, 3564 nt
Organism: Micromonas commoda
Lineage: Eukaryota; Viridiplantae; Chlorophyta; Mamiellophyceae; Mamiellales; Mamiellaceae
Exons: 2
Coding region: 1-3564 (1187 amino acids)
Source: RefSeq, a predicted model, not a curated record
AUGCGCACCGGCGCGCCGUCUGCGUGGGGCGGCGAUCAAAUCGUCCCCGACAUCGACGAUUAUGAGCCCCGCGGCGAUGGCAUCCACCAUCCAAUGCGACGAGUGGUUUACGAGGGCGAUACGUACAUGCUCACCAAGGCGGAGCGCGAUAUCAUCUCGGCUCGUACCAUGGCAAAGGCCCGCGCCGAGAGGAUCAAGCAGGUACGCGAGCAAGAGAGGCUGUGGGCGCGCCACAGGGCUCGCGAGUAUCGCGCGAGCGUGAAGGAUCAUCACGCCGAGCUCAACGCGCAGCUCCACGACGGCUGGGUCAAGGCCAGAGAUGAGAAGCAGAUACAGCUCGAACGCGACUACAGCAACGCCGCCGCGGGGAUCGGGCUCUCCCAUCGAGCCGCACACAGACAGGCCGUGGAGGACAAGAGGAUGCGCGCGACGAAGGCGCACAAGGAGGCGCAAAAGUUCGACGACAAGCUCGUCGCGUUGGAGCGAUUCGAGACGGCACUCAAGAAGGAGUACGAGCGACUGGACGAGCUGGAGUCGGUGCAUUUCAAGGCGAGGGACCGCAGGAACAAGGCCGAGCAGCUCGCCAAGAACGUGAGACUCGCGAUGAAGGAGAAGUGGGAGAAGGAGGAACUGAAGGGCACCCACUCGAGGCGGUGCGCAACCAAGACCCUCACCGAGGGAACCAACAACUUCAGCACCAACAACUUCAGCGCCAGGCGGCUGUAUCGCCCGGACGCCUUCAAGAUGACCCACUUCAACGACAUCAUCGCCAACGCCGACGGCGCCGCGAGGCCCAAGGCCAAGCAGAAGUUCAAGGAGAAGAAGGACGACGGACCUGGUGCGCCAACCGCCUAUGCGGGUGACUGGUUCCCCAGGGACGCGGCCGGCGCUUACGUUGUCAAACGCGAGCAGGUAUUCAGCGCCAAGCUCAAGGCUGAGAGGGAGCAGAAGCGCCUAGAGGAGGAGCGCGAAGAUUUAGCCGAGCAGGCCAAACGGGACCGCGCCAAGGAGCUCAGGAGGUCCGCCAUUGCUAUCAGGUACGAGCGGGAGGAGCGCCAUAAAGAUAAAGAUAAGGCCGCGCUUGACGCCGAGUUUCGUGAAGAGCGCAAGGAGAAGAUCAAGAACAUCGGGAAGACGGACGUUACCAACAUCGACGUGAAGGCUCAGGAAGAGGAGAGGCUAGCGAUGGAGAGGGACUUCCAGUUUAAGGACAUCAAUGAGCCAGCGGGCCUUGCGUCGCAGGUUGAGUCUGAUGCCAAGAAGUUUGACGACGCUAAGCCCUUCGAGGGGAUGUUCGACGAGAAGGUGGAGGAGGCGAGACUGGGCCAAGUGCUGGAGCAGGGCCUCGACCCGGACGAUCCUCUGCUCAAAAUCCUCAGGAUGGCGAAAGACGCUGUGCCCAGGGGCGCCGCCGCGGAAAGGCUCGCGCGUCACGGCGUGGUCGGCGCCACAAUGGAGGAAAUUGCGGCCGUCGCAGCCGGUGGCGACCAGGAGGACGAGUACGACCAGGAUGACGCCGUCUGCCAGCCCGUUCCUUUCCAGGGACCGCCCCCGCCGUCUCCGAGGGUAACGGCGCUCUCGGAGGAUUCCGACUCAGAGGACGAGGACGGUUACACCCCCUCCGGAGGCGCGGGCCUUCCCCCCGGCGAGAGCAACUUUUACUCAGACGCCCAGCUCGACGCGGCGCUCGCCGCCGUGUCCGCGCAAAACAACACCCCAUCGAGGUUCGGGAUCACCGAGGAGGAGGACGAGGAGUUUGUCGCGCGCCGGUCCGCGGAGGAGCUGGAAUUUGUCUCCAGCGCGCUCCAGGACGACACCAUGAACACCACCGGGAUGUUCAGUCGAUCCGCGGAUGACGUCGACGAGUUCUCCGACCUGCACGACCAGGGCGGGUUCGGUUCACCCGAGGAACGCUCGCCCCGCGCGCCGGGUCCCGCCGGCCCGGUGUCAGAGUCUACCGCCGUGGUAUCGACCGUGCCGGGCGCGAGCUCGUCGUCGGGCACCGCGGAGGAGGAGAUGAGGGCGUCGCUCGCGGCGACGACUCGCGCGAUGGACCGGGUCACCGCCGCAGCCGCCGCCGCCGAGUACAACCUUCAGGCGACUUCGCUUCUCGCGUCGAGAGACACCGGCAUGCCCGGUCGCGUGGAGCUGCCCGAGCUCAAACCGCUGGAUGCCAUCCUCGGCGCGCUCGGGAAGCAGGUGGAGGCGCUGGACGCGGCGGCGGCGGCGGCGGCGAGGGCGGCUGCGGAGCCCUACGCCGGCUCGUUUACAUCCUCCGAUAUAAUCUCGCAGGCGGAGGCGUCGUUGGAGGGACGGACCCCGGGUUUAGGGUUCGCUUACGAUGAGACGGUGUCGACGGAGAUGGGCGAUACGAGCGCGAUGUACGCCGCCGCCUCGGCAGCCGCGCUCAACAGCGCUCCACCCACAGAGGCUGGCAGCGCACAGACACCCGAGGGCGGGAGGGGCGACGCCGACGACGGAACUCCGGGGGGCGCGGCCACCGCGACCACCCCGCAGAGCGCGGGAGGUUCGGACUACAAGCUCGAGCCGCAGAGGGACGCGACGUACGCCAUCCCUCACUCCGCGACGCCGAGCGUCGGACAGGGACAGGCGCGAAGGAACUUCCUCGGCACGGAGCCCGAGAUUGCGUCCAUCGCCGCUAAAAUCGCCGCCGCCGCGUAUGCGCAAAACCCGGGCGAGGCUCCCGAGACUGUCGCCAAGCGCGUGGCCGCGGCGAUGUCAGAGGCUUUGGAGGCGCAGAAGGCUCCUCGGGCUCCGAAGCAGCACGGGUCUCCCGCGCUGUGGGACGAGAGCGACGGUAACGUUGACUCGUCCUGGGCGCAGGCGCUGGGCGCGCUCGACAACGAAUGGGCGAGGAGCGUGGUUGACAUUGCGCCGGUACCCAAGGCGACGUCGCCGCCGAGGUACGCCGCGGGCUGCGACGACGACGACGACGACGAAGAGGAAGCGCAGUCCGUGUCCACGCUCGCGCCGCCCCUGCGCGUGCCCCUGGACCCUGAGCCCGCGUCGAAACGACCGGAGGGUGCGAGGGUGGGCGGUGGCGGAUGGGGCAAGCUGGACCGAUCCGCCGACACCGAGAUGUCCCUAUCUCUGGAUGGCAGGUCACUCGCCGCGCUCGCCAACGCCUCUUUCGACGUACCCACCGACGAGGAGAACGACAUGUUCAUCUCCGACUCGGACGUGGAGGGGAGCAACGCGUGGGAGGACUUCAAGACGACGGUGUUCACGCCCACCCGCGCGAAGACGAACCCGGAGCCUCGAACCGCCGCGAAAACAAACCCGGCGAGGUUUAACAAGCCGGCGUCGAAGAAGGGGAAACCGCCCGCCGCGCCCGCGUUCAAGGCGAGGGUGGAGAGGCUGGCGGCGAAGGAGCAGGCCAAGGCUGCGGCGCUCGAGCCGAUGAGCCCCGAGGAUGAAGCUGCAUUGGCUGAGGAGAGGGCGAAGAAGCGCAAAGAGGCUGCCGCGCUGAGGAAGAAGGCUGCGGCGUUUGACAGGAGAAACCGUGAGCACCUCAAGAAGCUGCAGGCGACUAGAAAAAAAUGA